Lingula anatina is the source of this 835-nucleotide messenger RNA. Its product is annotated as allene oxide synthase-lipoxygenase protein. The record is from RefSeq and is a predicted model, not a curated record. Gene Ontology annotation, biological process: lipid oxidation. Lineage: Eukaryota; Metazoa; Brachiopoda; Lingulata; Lingulida; Lingulidae. Gene Ontology annotation, molecular function: oxidoreductase activity, acting on single donors with incorporation of molecular oxygen, incorporation of two atoms of oxygen; metal ion binding; protein binding.
UGGUUCACAUAUGUAAUUAUUAAUUUGAUAUUUCACAGGAUACAAGAAUGGCGAUUGGACGUCCACGGAACCUUGCCGAAGUAUUUGGAGUCUCGCGGUUUAUUGGAUACAACCGUUCUACCUAACUACCACUACCGUGAGGACGCCUUGCCGCUGUACUAUAGCAUUAAGAAAUAUGUCAGCCAAAUUAUCAACCAUUUUUAUGAUAACCGCAAGAAACUCACAGAAGACUACGAAUUGCAAAAUUGGAGACACGAAUUGGAAACGGAGCGAGAGAAAGGAGGCGUGGGGAUACAGGGCAUACCAGGGAGCGUGACAUUUGAAAAUAAUGACGAACUAAUCCUGACAUGUACGUCAAUUAUCUUCACGUGCAGCGUAUCUCACGCGGCGUCCAACUUCCCCCAGUACACUGACUACGCCUUUCCUCCGAACUACCCAGCUUAUAUUAAAGGGCAGCCGCCCACGGAUAAGGUUCCUAUGUCGGAGGAGAACAUUGUGAAGACGCUGCCUACCAAGUCUCAUACCUUGGACAUUAUGGUGGUCACCAAACUUCUUAGUGACAAGGGAACUAACAGUCUGGGGGAUUUUGACAUCCAGUACCUGCACGACCCUGUCUCUGUCAAGGCUGCACAGACAUUACGACAAGAGCUGUCUGAAUUGAGCGAAAAGAUCAAGGAGAGGAACAAGAGUCGUUUUCCAUCUUACCUUUAUCUGCAGCCGGAUCACGUACCAAACUCUAUCAGCAUAUGAAUCGCCAGGAGGAAAAAAACGCCAUUAAAAAAAGCGUAGACUACGUCAUAUCGGCGAUCAGAUCGGUUACUUAUGUUGGCACUAA